This is a messenger RNA of Drosophila elegans, 1546 nucleotides long. RefSeq lists its product as uncharacterized. NCBI's taxonomy places the organism in Eukaryota, Metazoa, Arthropoda, Insecta, Diptera, Drosophilidae. The coding region runs from base 259 to 942 and encodes 227 amino acids. The transcript has 3 exons. The record is from RefSeq and is a predicted model, not a curated record.
UCCCACUGACAGUCCUCGACGAACAACAGAAUCGAAAACGACAGCCCACGCAAAGGGGCAGCAAACACACACAAAAAGCCUUAGCGACAAAAACAAAGUUCAGUGUCUCGGUCGCCGUUUAUCCUCGAAGUUGGCAAAAAGCGAACGGGUUCUGCAACCGCUGAAAUACAGAAACACCGAAAGGCGAAAAGGAUUUCAAGGAGUGGAGAUUGGCACACCAUACCUUACUCCCCUUUUAAUCAUAAACAAGCGAUCGAAAUGAGGCAUCUCUGGCUGCUGCUCCUUAUCGCCUGUGGAUCUGUCCAGUUUCCAGGUGUGCUGACCUUGCCGGAGGCACUCCCAGCCAAAUCUUCAACAACCGCUGGAGGCGGCAAUGGGGGAGGAGCUGGAGGAGGAGCCACUGCCACAUCAGCUGGAGACACCGACUACAGUGAGUACGAUGAGGAGGAGCAGCAGCGGGCUCCAGGAAAUCUGGCCAAAACCACGGCAGGUCCCAAAAUCCCCGAUCCCUACUUCGAGCAGACAGACGUUAACUUCUAUGUGCCGAUAAACACGACCAGUGUGAAGCUGGACUGCCCUGUGAAGAACUACAACGCACAACAUCACGUGAUUCUCUGGUACAAGGAAAAAGUGCUCGUCUCCAGCGGUCGAAACAUAUUCAACAAGAUCUACAGUCUGGACAGCCAUUUCGCCCUGACCGUGCCCCUGGCGUCCAAUGCCACGGAGGAGCGGUACGAGUGCAGCGUACUCCCCAAUGCGCGACGCCAGGUGACCAUUCGCUUUGGACCGGAGCCAAGCACCCCGGCUCCGGCUUCAGUUCCGGCCUCGGCGGAUACCUCCUCGACCGGCAAGGAUGCGGCGCCUCACGGACGGGACAUUAGCCUCUGGCUGCUCAGCCUGCUCUUGGCCGCUCUCCAACUGGCAGUGUCCUUCCGUUUCUGAAGCGGGCCAAGUUCAAGAGCGCUCUAAAAAUCUGCACCACCGGCAUUACGUUUGGAGAUGCGCACCGCAACAGAUGAGCUUGACAUUGGAAUGUGUCCCCGGGGUCACAGACGAUUGCGAUCCGAGGCAAUCGAUGGCUUGGCAAAUUUAGUUAGGUGUUGCUUUGUUACUGUAUUAUAUAGGAAAUCGAACUUUUGGGGGAAGCGAACUUCCUCAAGCUAUAGAUUGUUUGAAUUACACUUCCAAUUCUGCUUCCCUUACUUCCAAUAUCGAUGUUUUUUGGACUCCUUUGAAAUAUUAUAUUAUUGUUUGUAAACCAGAAAAUUGAAUUUAGAAACGCUGUCUAUAGUAUCGAAUUAGCCUAGUGUGAUUGCUUUAGUCUUGCGCUUAAUGAGUCGAGAGAUUAGAACAUAGUUGAUUUUAACUUAGCGGAACAAAAUGCGAUACCAAGUGGCUUAACGAAUCAUUGUGAAGGAUACUAUAUAUACAUAAUAUAUAUAAAAACAGAUUAUGAAACCAUAAGAACGAUGUAUGCAAUUUUGUCGGAUGUAAAACUGAAAUAAACUAGAGCUGCUAUAGACCCAGCUGAAUCCAUUCAACGAAA